AUGAGACUCCUCCAAAACUUGUGUCUCACAAUCCUCAUUAUCACCCAGACUUCUUCACUACACUUAUAUGUUGAGUCAACACAGCCACCAUACUCAUGUGACUCAUCUGACUCAUCUACAAAGUUGUAUCCUUUUUGCCAAACUAAACUACCCAUAAGCCAAAGAGUGGAAGACCUUGUCUCUAGACUGACAUUACAGGAAAAAGUAUCCCAACUUGUUGACACAGCUCCAGCGAUUCCAAGGCUUGGCAUCCCUGCCUAUGAAUGGUGGUCUGAGGCACUACAUGGUGUUGCCUUUCAAAGAAAUGUUCGCCAAGGCAUCCGUUUCAAUGGAUCAAUUCGGUCUGCCACAAGCUUCCCUCAAGUUAUUCUCACUGCUGCUUCAUUUGAUGCCCAUCUUUGGUAUCGCAUUGGUCAAGUGAUUGGAAAAGAAGCAAGAGGGAUAUACAAUUCUGGACAAGCUACAGGCAUGACAUUUUGGGCACCAAACAUCAACAUAUUUAGAGACCCAAGAUGGGGAAGAGGGCAAGAAACACCUGGAGAAGAUCCAUUGGUCACGGGAAAGUAUGCAGUGUCAUAUGUGAGAGGAGUUCAAGGGGAUUCUUUUGAAGGAGGAACCCUUGGUGAGCAUCUUCAAGCUUCAGCUUGUUGCAAGCAUUUUACUGCUUAUGACUUGGAUAGUUGGAAAGGCAUGAAUAGGUUCAUCUUUGAUGCUCAAGUCACGUUGCAGGAUUUGGCAGAUACGUACCAGCCUCCAUUCCAAAGUUGCAUACAAGAAGGAAAAGCUAGUGGGAUAAUGUGCGCUUAUAAUCGUGUUAAUGGGGUUCCAAACUGUGCAGAUUACAAUCUCUUGUCUAAGAAAGCCAGAGGGCAGUGGGGCUUCUACGGGUACAUCACAUCAGAUUGUGAUGCGGUCUCCAUAAUUCAUGAUGAUCAAGGAUACGCUAAAUCACCAGAAGAUGCUGUUGCAGAUGUGCUUAAAGCUGGGAUGGAUGUGAACUGUGGUGAUUACUUGAAAAACUACACCAAAUCAGCUGUCAAAAAGAAAAUAUUGCCGGAAUCUGAAAUAGACAGAGCCCUACACAAUCUUUUCUCUCUGAGGAUGAGAUUGGGACUGUUCAAUGGCAAUCCCACUAAACAGCCUUAUGGCAACAUUGCUCCAGACCAAGUUUGUUCCCCAGAGCAUCAGGGUCUAGCCCUUGAAGCAGCUCAAGAUGGCAUUGUCCUACUGAAGAAUUCUGAUAGGCUUCUCCCGCUUUCAAAAUUGAAAACCCUGUCUCUUGCAGUUAUAGGCCCCAAUGCAAAUAAUUCAACAAUGCUUCUUGGAAACUAUUUUGGUCCACCCUGCAAAACUGUUACACCAUUGCAAGGAUUGCAGAAUUAUAUCAAGAACCCUAGGUACCACCCAGGUUGCAGUAGAGUUUCAUGCUCUUCAGCUUCAAUUAAUCAAGCAGUAAAAUUGGCAAAAGGGGCAGAUCAAGUGAUAUUAGUUAUGGGACUAGAUCAAACCCAAGAGAAGGAGGACAAAGAUCGUGUGGACUUGGUGCUCCCAGGGAUGCAGCGGGAGCUGAUAACUUCUGUAGCAAAAGCUGCAAAAAAACCUGUUGUUCUGGUGCUCUUUUGUGGAGGUCCAGUAGAUGUAUCUUUCGCCAAAUAUGAUCGGAAUAUUGGAAGCAUUAUAUGGGCUGGCUAUCCAGGUGAAGCUGGAGGAACUGCACUGGCACAAAUUAUAUUUGGUGACCACAACCCAGGAGGGAGAUUACCAAUGACUUGGUAUCCGCAAGAUUUCAUCAGAGUACCAAUGACAGACAUGAGAAUGCGUCCUCAACCAUCUUCAGGCUAUCCUGGCCGUACUUAUAGGUUUUACAACGGGAAAAAGGUUUUUGAAUUCGGCUAUGGUCUCAGCUACUCAAACUAUUCUUAUGAGCUUGCCUCAGUUACACAAAACAAGUUCUACAUGAGAGCUUCAAGUAAUCAACUGACAAAUAACUCAAAUACUAUCAGAUACAAGUUUAUUUCAGACAUGGGUAUAGAACUCUGUGAAAAGAAUAAGUUUACAGUGACUGUCAGAGUUAAAAACCACGGAGAGAUGGCAGGUAAGCAUCCAGUUUUGAUCUUUGUGAGGCAAGCAAAGCUUGGAAGUGGAAGGCCAAACAGAAAGUUGGUUGGAUUCCAAACUGUGAAUUUAAAUGCAGGGGAGAAAGCUGAAAUUAAAUAUGAGCUGAGCCCUUGCGAGCACCUUAGCAGCCCUGACGAUCGUGGUUUGAUGGUGAUGGAAGAAGGACCGCAAUUCUUGCUUAUUGGAGACAAGGAAUAUCCAAUCACUAUUAUAUUUUAG
Messenger RNA from Dovyalis caffra, 2337 nucleotides. The record is from the annotation of a GenBank genome assembly. NCBI's taxonomy places the organism in Eukaryota, Viridiplantae, Streptophyta, Magnoliopsida, Malpighiales, Salicaceae.